Messenger RNA from Pelodiscus sinensis (Chinese soft-shelled turtle), 2442 nucleotides. Lineage: Eukaryota; Metazoa; Chordata; Testudines; Trionychidae. The record is from RefSeq and is a predicted model, not a curated record.
ACAUGGCAUGUUUCUGGGAAGAUCUGAAGAGCAUGUUUCUCAGAGUCCUGACAAGACCCGUGAGAGUCAGCAUAGCCUACGACAGCAGCAGGGAAAUUGUGCAGUGGAGGGACAGGGUAAAUCCACUCACAGGAGCAGAGGGGUGAAAAGAAAUACAAAAGCUAUUCAACAGAAAAUUCCCCAUCCAGAGGGACCCUACACUUGCGAUAAAUGUGGAAAAGGCUUCAGAUUGAAAAUGAUCCUUUUUUUACACCAGAAAAUUCACUCAGGAGAGGAAAGUUUCAACUGUUCUGACAGCAGGAAAAGCUUCUCUCAGCUUGCAACUCUUAUAGAACAUCAAAGAGCCCACACAGGAGAGAAGCCUUUCAAAUGCUCCGACUGUGGGAAAUGCUUUAGUUGGCGCUCAGGCCUUACUAGCCAUCAAAUAAUACAUACACGGGAGAAACCACAUAACUGCUCUGAUUGUGGGAAAAGCUUCCGUCAGAGAUCACACCUUGUUAGACACAGAAGAAUCCACAAAGGAGAGAAGCCCUUUAGCUGCUCUAACUGUGGGAAAAGCUUCAGUCAGAAUGCCCACCUGGUGACACACCAGAGAGUCCACACAGGGGAGAAACCGUUUGACUGCUCUGACUGUGGGAAAAGCUUCAGUAGGCACUCCGGUCUAAUUAGUCAUCAGAGAAUUUGCGUAGGAGAGAAGACCUUUAACUGCGCUGAUUGUGGGAAAAGCUUCUGUGGGAGCACACAACUUCUUAGACACAGGAGAAUCCACACAAGGGAGAACGCUUUUGAUUGUUCGGACUGUGGGAAAAGUUUCACUAGGAGCUCACACCUUGUUAGACAUAGGAGAAUCCACACUGAAGAGAAGCCCUUUAACUGCUCUGAGUGUGGGAAAAGCUUUUGUGGGAGCCUACAGCUGAUUAAACAUCAGAGGAUCCACAUAGAGAAGACCGCGUUUGCCUGCUCUGACUGUGGGAAAAGCUUCCCGCGGCAGUCAAGUCUUAUUAGUCAUCAGAGAAUCCACACAGGCGAGAAGCCCUUCAACUGCUCUGCGUGUGGGAAAACCUUCCGCGGGAGCUCACAACUUGUUAGACAUAAGAGAAUCCACACAGGGGAGAAACCCUUUGACUGCUCUGACUGUGGGAAAAGCUUCAGUCAGCGCUCGCAUCUUGUUAAUCAUCUCAGAACCCACACUGGGGAGAAACCCUACAGCUGCCCUGAGUGUGGGAAAAGCUUCAGUCAGAACGCAAACCUAAUUACACAUCAGAGAAUCCAUAGCGGGAGGAGGGAAACCCUUUGAUCGUGGGUGGGGACUGUCCAGCCUGUCAAACAAUUUAAUCUGGCUCUUGAAGGGAUGGGGGAGAGUCCAGCAGCCAUGAAAUGCAGCAGGGGGUCCCUGUGGCAGUUUUAAAAUUUUCCCCCAGCCUCUCCUGUAGCAUGGGCCGGACACUUCCAGUUCCUCUCCUGCACAUGGAAGAGAUGCUCAGGAGAGCGGGCUUGAGGUGGGAAAGCUCUGUGCCGAAGCUCCUGAAUAAACAAGAGCUCCACUGUUUCUGUGCUUACUACCCCCCCCUCCCCCCACACACACACACACACACACGCGGCAGCUGCAGAGGGCUGGAGCUAUUAUGGAGGCAUGCAGGGCCCAGGAGGGAAGGAGGAGAGGGGAGUCCCUGGCGGGAAGGGAAACCCCUUCCCUGAAGGGAUUCCUUUAGGGAGGAAGGGGUGGCUACAGCUGGGCAAGCAGGUUUUUGUGUGUGUGCUUCUCACUUUUGUUCAUCCCCUGACUAAUAUCUUGGUGGGUUAGUGGCCCCUAACUCCAAAAAGGUUCUCCACCCCUGUUUUUGACUGUUUUGAAUGGGGGUAAAGCUUCAGUUGUACCUCAAAUAUCAUUCACUAAAGAACACACACAGGCGAGAAACCCUACAUCUGCUCUGGCUAGCCAAACGUUACACUGAAGCUGAUACUUCAUUGAAUAUGUCAGGUGAGAAAUGUGACAUAUUAUUCAAGCAGAAGUUUGUCAUUGCUCAUGCUUUCUAUUAUAUUGAACAACCUAAAGAUGAGAGACACCCUAUUGUAAUAUAACAGCUUUUCUGGGGGUACUGCUGAGAGGGUCAAGACAGAGCUAUUGACAGCCCAAGAUGGGGAGGAUCCUCCACUAUACUGCACACCAAACCAAUCAUAAAGAGUGCUGUUUGCUGCAAGAAUACACACAAGCAAUCCCCUUAGACAUGUUAGCUUCUCCUGUGCCACAACCAGCAUCACACCAUGCACAGAUGAGAGGUUAUGAAUAGAAACAAAUUAUAUAAACCGAUUACAAAGAUCCCGGUGCAGGCUUGUAGCAGAAGUAGAAUAAACUAUCUUAAACAUUUCUGGGAUACAUCCUGGCUACGUCUACAUUGGCCCCUUUUCCGGAAGGGGCAUGGUAAUUUUUGAAAUCGCAAU